Cuscuta epithymum is the source of this 571-nucleotide messenger RNA. NCBI's taxonomy places the organism in Eukaryota, Viridiplantae, Streptophyta, Magnoliopsida, Solanales, Convolvulaceae. The record is from the annotation of a GenBank genome assembly.
CUCAAACUGAGAAUUGCCCGUAUAAUCGUGUAUAUUUGCAACCUAAGAAUUUUGCAACGAAAAAUCCCAAAACGACAGUCGCAAAACCUAGAAAGGGAGAAAAGAUGUUGCCUUAUCCUGCUUUCAUGCGACAGAACCCAGGGUCUACGGAGAUCAUCCCGACGUCGUAUCUCCUUCCUGCCCAGUGGCCAAAGCCCCAUCAUGAAGAGCUCCUCUUAGCCAUGGAGGAGUCAGAUUUCGAGGAAAAGAUUAAUGAGAUUGGGAAGUUCAACAGCAACUUAACUGUGAUUGGGAAGACCACUAUAGUUGAUAACGAUAAAGAAGAUUUUGAAGCUGAAGAUGAUGAUGCCGACAAUGGGGAAGAGUCAGAAGCUGAUGACUUCGACCAAGAAACCGGUUGACUUUUUUUUUUAGGCUCAUGAUAAAAAAAUCACAACUUCGUUUUGCAACUUUCCUACUCUGCUGCAGUUUGAAUUGAUUGAUGUAUCAAUACAUUUGGUCCCUAAGAAAUAUAUAUAUAUAUAUGUAUAUGUAUGUAUGUAUAGAUUUAUAUAUUAUUUCUUGAUUUGUG